UUCAUUCAGUAGUAGCCCACAAUAAUUGAAAGUGAAUGCAUUGGAAAACGCAGCAAAAUACAAAGUGUAAUUGAAUCUCUCCUCCACAUAAAUACAAAACUAAAUUGAAAAUUUCCACGUCUACACACCCCACAACGUCGUCAGCAAUUUCAACGAACUUAAUAAACAUGGACAAAAGAUCAGCACCAUUAAAGAAAAAACCCAAAGAAUUGCUAGUGCAACAGCAAGAUGAUAUUUUAAUUAUAAAAAUAAAUCGUUCAAACUCAAAGAAUGCCUUAAAUCGUAAUGCUGUCUAUGAACUGAUGGCAGCAGUGGAGGGUGCCUCUAAUAAUAAUUAUAUCAAAGUGGUGGUUAUCACGGGUGUGGGUGAUAUCUAUACGGCCGGUAAUGAUCUAAAGCAAAUUGCUGAAUAUAAACAACCUGAAGAUUAUUAUCGUGGUGCCAAUUAUGUUUUACGGGCUUUAAUCAAAACCUUUAUAGCCUGUCCCAAGCUGUUGGUGUGUCUGGUCAAUGGUCCUUGCAUAGGUAUAGGUUUUACCUUGUCCGCAUUAUGUGAUGCUGUGUAUUGUACCAAAAAUGCCUAUUUCCAAACACCUUUCAGCCAAUUGGGUUUAUGUCCCGAAGCCUGUUCGUCCUGGACAUUUCCCCGUCAGUUUGGCUUAUCUUGGUCUACAAAACUCUUGAUAUUUGGCGAGAAACUUUCGGCAGAAAAAGCCGAACAAUUGGGUUUUGUUUUGGAGGUAUACGACAAUAAUCACAUGGAUGUGGAGGAGAAAUUUUGGCCAAAAAUAAGAGAAUAUGCCAAAUUAUCGGAGAGUUCAUUGCGUGCUACUAAGCGUUUGAUUAGAGCCCAUUAUGAGGAGGAUUUAAUGCGUGCUUUAUAUGCUGAACUAAAGGAGAUUGAAAAAUUGCGUCGCGGUCCAGUGUUUAAGCAGGCUGUGGAGAAAUUUGUGCAUAAAUCUGUUCAAAAUGUAAAUAAAAGUAAAUUGUAAUUUAUAAAUUUACAAAAAA
Messenger RNA from Calliphora vicina (urban bluebottle blowfly), 1011 nucleotides. Its product is annotated as enoyl-CoA delta isomerase 3, peroxisomal-like. The record is from RefSeq and is a predicted model, not a curated record. The transcript has a single exon. The coding region runs from base 168 to 992 and encodes 274 amino acids. NCBI's taxonomy places the organism in Eukaryota, Metazoa, Arthropoda, Insecta, Diptera, Calliphoridae.